CACCGCCAGAAGAAAAGGCACCCGUUCCUCCCCUCUUCUACCUCCCAUCCUUUGCUCAGGAGCUGCCUUCAUCGCAGUCACGCCCCUUCCUUCCGAGGAGCGUUCCGGCUGCGUUCGCUGGUAGACCCCUGAAUUACUCCUCCGUCUCCGUUCUCUUUCGUCUCUUCUCUUAGUUCUCACUGCCUUCCCCCCCUCACCACCACCUCCAGCCUUUCUCGCCUACCACUAUCCGCUGCUCCACCCUCCGGCCCGGUAUCCUGCUUGCCUGUCCACUGCGACCAAGGAAAGACCCGAGGGAGCAGCGAGGUGGGGAGUAGCCGGGACCUGGGGCUUCCUCCCUACCCAUCCCCGGCCUCUGGCCCGGGACGGAACCCACUUGAGCCAGCAGAGAGAGUCGUCACCUUGUCUUCAUUGCCUUCGGGGCUGCUGAGAAGGCUAACAGAAGUGAAAGAACCAGUGACUCUUUAGAAAGAAGGCUGAGAAACUAAAGAGUGACCAGUGGUUGGACUCUUGCCGGCGCUUACCCUGAACCUGAGUGUUAGGGGAGAGGGAAUCUGCUGCUGCGGUUUCUGGAGCUGCUCAUAAGCAAGAGUUCCCUAUCCUGAUCAAGGCUUUAAGCCUAAAAGAAAGCAGAAAUAGGUCAAGGGCAGCCCAAGUGCCCCAUUUCUCUCUCUCUUCACAAAGCACCGCCAGCUCUAGAGAUGAGAAAUUCUGAAGAGCAACCAAGUGGAGGAACUACGGUAUUGCAACGUCUGCUUCAAGAGCAGCUUCGCUAUGGCAAUCCUAGUGAGAAUCGUAAUCUGCUUGCCAUACACCAGCAAGCCACAGGGAAUAGCUCUCCAUUCUCCACUGUCAGUGGGAACCCAGGCCCUCAGAGUGACGUGUUGAGUCCCCAGGAUCACCACCAGCAGCUCGUGGCACACCCUGCUCGGCAAGAACCCCAGGGCCAGGAAAUCCAGUCAGAAAACAUCAGCAUGGAGAAGCAGCUGUCCCCUCGAAUGCAGAAUAAUGAGGAACUCCCAACCUAUGAAGAAGCCAAGGUCCAAUCCCAAUACUUCAGGGGCCAACAGCAUGCUAGUGUUGGGGCUGCUUUCUAUGUCACAGGAGUUACUAACCAGAAGAUGAGAACCGAGGGACGCCCAUCAGUUCAGCGACUCAAUCCUGGGAAGAUGCACCAAGAUGAAGGACUUAGAGAUCUUAAGCAAGGGCAUGUCCGAUCCCUGAGUGAGAGACUGAUGCAGAUGUCACUGGCCACCAGUGGAGUUAAAGCCCAUCCACCUGUUACCAGUGCUCCCCUCUCUCCACCACAACCCAGUGACCUCUACAAGAAUCCCACCAGUUCCAGUGAAUUCUACAAAGCUCAAGGGCCACCUCCCAGCCAACAUAGUCUGAAGGGCAUGGAACACCGAGGCCCCCCGCCAGAAUAUCCUUUCAAGGGCAUGCCAUCUCAGUCUGUAGUGUGCAAGUCCCAAGAGCCAGGGCACUUCUAUAGUGAGCAUCGCCUGAACCAGCCAGGGAGAACAGAGGGGCAACUGAUGAGGUAUCAGCACCCCCCUGAGUACGGGGCAGCCAGGGCCUCCAGCAUGCUAAGCAAGCGCCCUUCCACUGAGCUCCACCCCCAGCCCCUGAGCAGUACUUUAACACACAGGACAACACAGGACAUCUCGCUGUCUUUGUCAGCAAGGAAUGCUCAGCCUCACAGCCCAACAUCUUCCUUGACAUCCGGGGGUGCCCUGCUGCAGUCUCCACAAUCUACUAGAUUGUCUUCUGCUCAACACGCCUUGGUCUCAAACCAAGGGGACCACGCUCCUCACCUGCCAAGGCAGCAGCAGCAUUUUCAUCCUAAUCAGAGUCACCGGCUCUCCCAGCCUGCCUUGCCUCCUCCGGCACAGCAGCCAGGAGAAGCCUACUCAGCUAUGCCUCGGGCUCAGCAGUCUGCUUCUUAUCAGCCCAUGCCAGCUGACCCUUUUGCUAUCGUCUCUAGAGCCCAGCAGAUGGUUGAGAUCCUCACUGACGAGAAUCGGAACCUGCGGCAUGAGUUGGAUGGAUGUUAUGAAAAAGUGGCAAGACUACAGAAGGUGGAGACAGAAAUCCAGCGAGUCUCAGAGGCGUAUGAGAAUCUGGUGAAGUCAUCUUCCAAAAGAGAGGCUCUGGAGAAAGCCAUGAGGAACAAGCUGGAGGGCGAGAUUCGAAGGAUGCAUGACUUCAACAGAGAUCUGAGAGAACGUCUAGAGUCUGCCAACAAGCAGCUGGCAGAAAAGGAGUACGAGGGGUCAGAGGACACCAGGAAAACCAUCUCUCAGCUCUUUGCCAAAAAUAAAGAAAGCCAGCGGGAAAAGGAGAAGCUAGAAGCAGAGCUGGCUACUGCUCGUUCUACCAAUGAAGACCAAAGGCGACACAUUGAAAUCCGAGACCAGGCAUUGAGCAAUGCCCAGGCAAAGGUGGUAAAGCUGGAAGAAGAGCUGAAAAAGAAGCAAGUGUAUGUCGAUAAGGUGGAGAAGAUGCAGCAGGCCCUAGUGCAGCUCCAGGCAGCCUGUGAGAAACGCGAGCAGCUGGAGCACCGACUCCGGACACGUUUGGAGAGGGAACUGGAAUCCCUAAGAAUCCAGCAGCGCCAGGGCAACUCUCAGCCCGCCAAUGCUUCAGAAUACAGUGCCGCUACCCUGAUGGAGCUCCUUCGGGAAAAGGAGGAGAGAAUUCUGGCCCUGGAAGCAGAUAUGACAAAGUGGGAGCAGAAGUAUUUAGAAGAGAAUGUGAUGAGACAUUUUGCUCUGGAUGCCGCUGCAACUGUGGCUGCGCAGAGAGACACAACAGUCAUUAGCCACUCUCCUAACACCAGCUAUGACACAGCCUUAGAGGCCCGCAUCCAGAAGGAAGAGGAAGAAAUCCUGAUGGCCAACAAGCGUUGCUUGGACAUGGAGGGAAGGAUUAAGACCCUCCAUGCCCAGAUUAUUGAAAAGGAUGCCAUGAUCAAAGUGCUGCAGCAGCGCUCCAGAAAGGAGCCAAGCAAGACAGAGCAGCUGUCAUCCAUGAGGCCAGCCAAGUCUCUGAUGUCCAUUUCCAAUGCUGGCUCAGGCUUGCUUGCCCACUCGUCUACCCUGACUGGUACCCCCAUCAUGGAGGAGAAGCGAGAUGACAAAAGCUGGAAGGGGAGCCUAGGCAUUCUUCUGGGUGGAGACUACCGUGCUGAGUCUGUCCCAUCCACACCUUCACCUGUGCCUCCAUCUACUCCCCUUCUCUCAGCUCACUCGAAGACAGGCAGUCGAGACUGCAGCACCCAAACCGAACGUGGAUCGGAACCAGCCAAAACCGCAGCUGUCACUCCUGUCUCUGUUCCAGUGGCUGUUCCAGUUGCUGCUGCUGCCACUGCUGCUGCCAUCACUGCAACUGCUGCCACCAACACUGCCCCAGCUGCCAACAACACCACUAUCAUGGUAGCUGCUGCUCCAGUUGCUGUUGCUGCUGCUGCUGCUCCAACUGCUGCUGCUGCCGCCACUGCCCCAUCUCCAGCAAAUGCUGCUGCUCUUGCUGCUGCUGUCUCUCCAGCUGCUGCUGUCUCUCCAGCUGUGGCUGUCUCUCCAGCUGCGGCUGUCUCUCCAGCUGCGGCUGUCUCUCCAGCUGCGGCUGUCUCUCCAGCUGCUGCUGUCUCUCCAGCUGCGGCUGUCCAGAUUCCAGCUGCUUCAUCUCUUACUUCUGCUACUGUUUCUGCUACUCCUGCUGCUACUGCUGCUGCUGCUGCUGCUACUGCUACUGCUACUGCUGCUGCUGCUGCUGCCGCUACUGCUGUUCAGGUUGCUCCAGCUGCUUCGGCUCCGGUUCCAGCUCCAGCCCCGAUUCCGGCUCCAGCAAUGGCUCAGGCUUCUGCUCCGACUCCGACUCAAGCAUCAGCUCCAGCUCCGAAUGCAGUUCCUACUCCAUCUCCGACUCCAACUCCUGCUUUGGUUCAGGCUGAGGGUUCUGCAAGUCCAGGUACCAGUUCUGGACCACGCCGUUUGUCCACACCAAAUCUGAUGUGCAACCCAGACAAGCCAGAUGGUCCUCUUUUCCACUCCAGUACUCUGGAAAGAAAAGCACCCAUUCAGAUCCUGGGUCAAGAGCCUGAUGCAGAGAUGGUGGAAUAUCUCAUCUAAACAGCAUAAUCAAGAGCUGAAGUUAUCAGCAAGAGUUCUUUUAAUCAUUUUUUCCUUUUGUUUGUUUAAUCUGGGGUGAUGACGGGGUUGGGAGGUGGGGAUGAUUUUUUAAAGGGACUUCUUAUUGGACUAUUGUAGUGCUUAAUUAAUACCAUGAGAAUUCCAGUCUAUUUUGAAAUACAUAGGGAGUACCUCGAAAGGAUAGGUUAAGCAGGAUGGGCUCUAAAGCUUAUUGUUGGGAUUGAUACAAAUCAUGGACUAUUAAUAGGUAGUAAUGUCUGUUGAUUUGAUUUGUUUUAAAAUUUCCCAAUUUGAGGUCAUUUUUUUUCAUUGAAGAAUACAGUAUGUGUGGAAGGCAGUUUGUAACAAGUAUGUCAAAAGUGGAAAUCCAGAGAGAAUUUGAAGACUUGCUGCUUUGUCUAGCAGCUGCCUAGACAACAGCCACAGAGAGUUCUUACUUUGAGCUGAGAAAAGAAAAUGUUUUAGGAGCUUUGGAAGCUGGAGAAAAGGAAGAGUAUUGGAGUUAAGAAGGGUACUGGCACCAGUUCUCUCUCCUAGUUGCCAGUUACCUGCUCCCUCAUAUUGAUGGUCUUUAUCUCCAUUUCAAUGGUGCUUUGGAAGUGGAUUCUUCUGGUUCCCUCCUGGAGGUUCAUACAUUCAUAUAUAUACUCUGGAAUAAUUUAUGCAUUUGGAUAAUUAAUAUAUUGCUUUCAGAUGGUAGGAGAGUAAAUGAACAGUGAUGCAUGAAUUCCUCAUCUCCUGGGGGUUAGAUGUUAGAAGCCUUGAUGGAGGGCUUCAUGAGAUGCUGCAUGUGGACUUUAGUCAUCUGGGUAUAGUCAAGAACAUGGCUCAGUCACCUUACAUUAGACCAGUUGACUGACUUAGUCUUCCCCAAUGCAGAUUCAGUGGCUGGUUCACCAGUCUUUGUUUGCCAACAAUUUGCAAAAUGAGGAAACAUCUUUUUGACAGGUUGAAUGUGUUGAAUUUCUGGGUAGUACUUUGAAAUAUUUCAUUUUUGCUUUCGCAAAUUCUUAGCAUGUGUCUUUAAAGGCAUAUGCAACCAUCACCUCCAUGGAAAUAACAUAAGAAGUCCAAAGUACCAGGCUGCAGUCAGGAGAGAGGUUGAUUGCAGCAGUCUCCUCAACUACCUCUUCUCACUGCCAGUGACUCCAUCUUGGAAUCCCUUUGGGAAGCAGCUGGGAAUGUAUACAUGGGCGGGACCAAACAGGGAGCCUUGCCAUAGGGCUGCCUCUAAGGACACAGAGGGUGUCCAUUGUCACAGGUCCUUGUCCUUAGUCUCUGCCCUUCAUUAAGGUGAUAGAACUGCAGCUAGUAUCAUUAAGAUCAGUUUUCUGGGGUCUAGGGAGGGUAAGGGGCGUGGGGGGUGGGGGGUUAUUAGGUAAAAGGGGGUAGAGGUUUAGUGAUAGGUUAAGUUAGAAAUCAGAUUGAUAGAUGGAAGCCUGUAUAUUAUGCCAUGGGCUUCAGUGAUGGGAAGGAACUUUAUCUAGCAAUGUAGCUCUACCUUCUCAUUUUAGUGAUGAGGAAUCUGAGACUUGGAAAAGUUCAGUGACUUUUUCAAGAUCACACAGCACACCUAUCUGCUCUGCAAAUUACAUACCCAUUUUGGGAAAUGAUUAUCUAUAUAUAUAAAAAGAAGAGCCUGUUUUGAAGAAAAGGCAUCUUUUCUAGUCUAGGGUAUGCCUACUUUAUGAAAAUCUUCUUGGUUUGACUAGAUUGUUUGAGUUUCUGAAUUCUUGUCUCUGCUGGAGUGCCUUGUAUGGAGCUGUUCCCUUCCUCAUCCCAUUUAAUCACUGAGCUACAUGAAAUGAACCCCUAAGAAAUCAACUCAACUGUUUUUCACUAUAAAGUCAGGUGUCUAGGGUCAUUUGAUGUAUUCCUCUGUGAGUAUAAGAGUGCUAUAUUUACCUGUAUUCUUGUGUAGUUCCUAAUUACCUUCCAACAGAUUUAUUUGUGUGUGUGUGUGUGUGUGUGUGUGUGUGUGUGUGUGUGUGUGUGUGUAAAUGAGGGAAGGCAAUACUACAACUUUUAACUAGUUUUCCACAUUAUUAAUAACAAAAUGAUUAUCCAGUACAUUGGUCCUCAGUUAAACAGUGAAUGCCAAAUAGAAAUUUAAAAGCAUUAAUAAUGCUCAUUCACAGCAAUUUUUAUUGCAAGGAAAAAUCCUUCAGACAGUAGAAGAAUCAAGCAGCAAGCACCAGGAAAGCUACUUUCUGUCCAAGCAAAUGAAUGAAAAUGAAAGAAACCUUUCCUGUCCUCUCCUGACGACAGCACAUUGCUAGGAUUAGGGCUGACUCUGGGAGCCAUGAUUCUAAUCACAUUCUGGAAAGUGACAGAUAUGAUAUGUUCCUCACUGUGUGGCAACCAUUACUGUAGAAUCAUGUGUUUGGGGAAAGAAGGAAGUCCUUGCUGAAGUACUAUUUUGAACUUUCCAGAACCUCUCUGGCCUGCCACACUAGAGGCAGUCCUGUUCAGUUUUUAGUCGCAGGCAAUUUGCUAGAAGAACAUUGUAUGUCUAAGAGAUGGAGGGAGUCUAUGUUGAUAUAGUCUGUUUAUGGACCAUACAGAUUCCACCUUUUGAGAAAAUUUCUACUAGCUAUCAGUUUAAAAAUUCGGUUAUAUGGGAUAAAACUCAAAUUAGUCCCUCCCCCUCUUCACAGCUGUGUGGAUGUAACAUUUGGAGCCUCUUCCUGGACUUCCUCCUAUCUACAGUAAAAUGUAUGCAUUUUCCUGGCACCCCAGAAGAGGAGGGAGCACUUGUUGUCUUGACUGUUACUGUCUGGUGGUCUAUGAGGAUCUUAAAAUUCAUUUGUUACCUGCAAUGUCCCAUGUCCACCAAAAUUUCAUUUGAUUGAACUAUACUUGAUAGGAAACUGUUAACAUAGUUGGGGAAGUAUAAUCAGCUUAAACUUCCUUUGAAAGUCACAUACUGUGACUGUUGUCUUAAUGAAGGUUUGAAUGUCAGUGUUGCUUUUGAGCGGCAGCGUGAUGGGGCAGAAGAAACUUGAAACAUCUGCCAUAAUCUGUGACAGGAAAUCUAGCAAGAUCCCUGUUGUGUUGUCUUCUUACUUUUGCACUGUUGAGUGGGUCUAACAAACUGAUUCCCAAGCUACUUUUUAUGAAGAAUCUAAAUAACGUGGCAGCUUAAAGUAUAGAUGUAUGUGCUAACUUAAUAAAUGCUGAUGUCUGUUAGCCGUACAAUCUGUUAUCUUAAUUCAUACAUGGAGUGUGUUACUUAAAAUGUGUUUCCUUCUUCCAGAAAAUGUUCUCAAUGGAAGGUAUUGGCUAUGGGUUCAUUGUUACCAAUUGCUGCCUGCCACAAUCUUUAGAAAUUCUUCUUCCAAGUGCCACCAUUGACAGCAGGAAGGAUUGGAAGCAUAUACAUUUUCUUCUGGUAGCAAGGGUGGGUUCCGAGAAACUUUCAAAUCUCCUUCUGACUGCCUUUGUUAUCAAUGGCAUGCAUUUAAUAAAAUGGCUAGAUGGGGUUGGCAGAUGGUUCGAGAAGAAUUACUUUUGGUUUAAUAUAUGUGAUCUCUUACUGAUUGUGAUCUUAUUCUGUAAUCAAGAGAGCUAGAUCAAAUAAAGUUAAGCAGGUUAAAUCCACUUUGUGCCUAUCUUUUCACUGACAAUAAAGUUAGCUGUUUGAAAAUGCA
This is a messenger RNA of Peromyscus eremicus (cactus mouse), 7801 nucleotides long. RefSeq names its product angiomotin (gene Amot). Bases 702 to 4130 code for a protein of 1142 amino acids. The record is from RefSeq and is a predicted model, not a curated record. The transcript is spliced from 15 exons. Gene Ontology annotation, biological process: actin cytoskeleton organization; angiogenesis; establishment of cell polarity involved in ameboidal cell migration. Gene Ontology annotation, cellular component: plasma membrane; cytoplasmic vesicle; lamellipodium. Gene Ontology annotation, molecular function: signaling receptor activity. Lineage: Eukaryota; Metazoa; Chordata; Mammalia; Rodentia; Cricetidae.